Molecule: messenger RNA, 2360 nt
Organism: Bufo gargarizans (Asiatic toad)
Lineage: Eukaryota; Metazoa; Chordata; Amphibia; Anura; Bufonidae
Gene: PRPF3
Product: pre-mRNA processing factor 3
Exons: 16
Coding region: 152-2194 (680 amino acids)
Biological process (GO): mRNA splicing, via spliceosome
Cellular component (GO): U4/U6 x U5 tri-snRNP complex
Source: RefSeq, a predicted model, not a curated record
GCGAGUGCGCCAAGCUGCAUGCUCCCUCAGCUUCCGUUUCCGGUCUGACGUUUAGCCUCCGUUAGUCCCGGUGCUGUAAACAGUAAGCCAGGGAGGAAGUUACAUACGGCAAGCGGCUGUGGGAUCAGAGCGUCCUCCACCGCGUGAGAACAUGUCUCUUUCAAGGCGGGAGCUCGAUGACCUAAAGCCAUGGAUAGAGAAAACGGUCAAGGGAGUCCUGGGCUUCUCGGAGCCCACCGUCGUCACGGCUGCCCUGAACUGCGUGGGCAAGGGCAUGGACAAGAAGAAGGCUGCGGAUCAUCUGAAACCCUUUCUAGAUGACUCCACUCCGCGUUUUGUUGACAAGCUUUAUGACGCUGUCAGGGAAAGUCGGGGUUCCCGGCACUCCCGAUCCAGCAGUGACAAAAGCAGGAAGCGGGAAAUUAAGGAAGCGUUUGGAGAUGAUCAAGGUCAUGGCAAGGAUUCGAAUUCAAAGAAAAAGCGCGUCCCACGCUUUGAAGAAGUGGAGGAGCCGGAGGUGAUUCCCGGCCCCCCGACUGAGAGCCCAGGAAUGCUGACCAAGCUGCAGAUUAAGCAGAUGAUGGAAGCCGCCACCCGGCAGAUAGAAGAGAGGAAAAAACAGCUGAGCUUCGUCAGUCCUCCUGCAGUGCCUAAGGUUUCCUCCACCCAAUCCGACCGUUCCGCCAUUGGGAACACAAUCCAACCUUCCCAAGCUGCCACCUUCAUGAAUGAUGCCAUUGAAAAAGCCAGGAAAGCCGCUGAGCUUCAAGCAAGGAUCCAAUCACAACUUGCCCUAAAGCCCGGUCUCAUCGGAAAUACCAAUAUGGUUGGCUUGGCCAGCCUUCAUGCCAUGGGAAUUGCCCCUCCGAAAGUUGAACUAAAGGACCAGACAAAACCCACCCCUCUUAUUCUGGAUGACCAGGGUCGCACCGUAGACGCCACAGGGAAAGAGAUCGAGCUGACCCAUCGCAUGCCCACACUGAAAGCCAACAUCCGAGCCGUGAAAAGGGAGCAGUUCAAACAACAGCUGAAGGAAAAACCCUCAGAAGACUUGGAGUCUAACACUUUCUUUGACCCUCGCGUGACCAUCCCCUCUUCGCAACGCACAAAACGUUCCUUUAAGUUCCACGAUAAAGGGAAAUUUGAGAAAAUUGCUCAGAGAUUAAGGACAAAGGCUCAGCUAGAAAAACUACAAGCUGAAAUAUCUCAGGCAGCCAAGAAAACUGGUAUCCAGACAUCCACCCGACUGGCACUCAUCGCGCCCAAAAAAGAGAUCAAGGAAGGAGAAAUACCAGAUCUUGAGUGGUGGGACUCAUUCAUUCUCCCCAAUGGAAUUGACCUGAAACCAGAAGCCUUAGCCGUGCGGAAAGAUUUCCAUGGAAUCACUAAUCUUGUGGAGCAUCCUGCUCAGCUCAGCCCUCCAGUUGACAAGGAUGCCCCAGUUACCCUCGGGGUUUAUCUAACCAAAAAGGAGCAGAAGAAACUUCGCCGCCAGACAAGAAGGGAAGGACAGAAGGAAUUGCAGGAGAAAGUAAGAUUAGGACUAAUGCCCCCACCAGAACCCAAAGUGCGAAUAUCCAAUUUAAUGCGUGUUUUGGGCACGGAGGCAAUACAGGACCCUACAAAAGUAGAGGCCCAUGUCCGGGCACAGAUGGCGAAGCGCCAGAAGGCUCAUGAAGAGGCCAAUGCAGCCAGAAAACUAACAGCGGAGCAAAGGAAGGAGAAGAAAGUAAAAAAGUUAAAGGAAGAUAUCACACAAGGGGUCCACGUAGCUGUAUAUAGUAUUCGCAAUUUAACAAACCCAUCCAAAAAGUUCAAGAUUGAAGCCAACGCCAACCAGCUGUACCUGACAGGGGUAGUUGUAUUACACAGAGAUGCUAAUGUGGUCGUAGUGGAAGGAGGACCCAAAUCGCAAAAGAAAUUUAAGCGUCUGAUGCUGAGCCGGAUAAAAUGGGACGAGCAGACGUCAAAUGCCAGGGCAGGUGAUGAUGACGAGUCAGAUGAGGAAAGUGUAAAAAAGUCCAACAAGUGCUCUUUAGUGUGGGAGGGAACGGCCAAAGAACGCAGUUUCGGGGACAUAAAAUUCAAGCAGUGCCCCACAGAGAACAUGGCCCGGGAACAUUUUAAGAAGCACGGGGCCGAGCACUACUGGGACCUGGCACUGAGUCAAUCUGUUUUGGAAACUGCAGACUGAGCUCCGUUUUUUGGGGAUUUUAUGCCACCGAUAGAUUUACCGAGGUUGUACUUCCCCCACCCCCCUCAAAAAAAACAAAAAACGAGACAGGACUUCAGACUGUGGAUAGUCGGAUCUCCUUACACUCUCCUGAGGGGCGUCCAGAUCCCCCUUCUCCGGACUAUGA